AAUGGCUGCACACUGCUGCUUGGCUUCACGAACAGACAAAACGUGCAGUCGUCAGCACGCCGGCAGUAUAAAUGCAGUGUGCGAUGCAGUGCCGCGACAUUGUGAGGCACAUAUCGAGAUGAAGGUCGUGCUGUGCGUGCUUGUCUGUCUGUCUGUUUGCGCGUGCGACGCGGGUUCCGCGCCGUUCAUCAGACCAUGUCACGCAGCAGACAGUGCUUGCCUGAAGUCAUCAGCACAGCAAGCCGUGCCGGUGCUGGCGGCCGGCAUCCCCUCCAUGGGCAUCGAGACCCUGGACCCUAUGCGUGUAGACCGCGUGAUGACCAGCCAAGCGGGGCUUGACAUGGAUUUUAGGAAUACAAUAGUUAAGGGUCUUCGGAAUUGCGAAGUCAUCAGCUUAAAACGUGACGGGCCGAACAAGACUUAUUUGGAACUGAAAUGCUCGGUGACCAUGAUCGGAGACUACAACCUCGGCGGCAAGCUGCUCAUCCUGCCGAUCGAAGGCAACGGCAAAUACAAGAUCAAGAUCCGUGAUAUUUACGUGAAAAUCGCGCUGGAUAUUGGGGAGAAGCUAGUGAACGGCCAGAAGUACUGGUCCGUCAUCAGAUGGAAGCACUCCGCUGAUGUCAAGACAGGAGUGGAGUUCCACUUCCAGAACCUCUUCAAUGGAAACAAACAGCUUUCUGACACCAUUCACGAGUUCGCUAAUUCCAAUUGGAAGGAGAUCUUCCAAGAAGUAGCGCCCCCCAUCGUUAAGGCAGUCGUCACUAAGAUCGUGAACGAGUCCACCAAACUCUUCGACAACGUCGCCAUCAGCGAAAUGGCUUUAGAUUAAGUUUAGUUAAGGAAAUAAAGACUGUUGUAUAAGA
Molecule: messenger RNA, 866 nt
Organism: Manduca sexta (tobacco hornworm)
Lineage: Eukaryota; Metazoa; Arthropoda; Insecta; Lepidoptera; Sphingidae
Product: protein takeout
Exons: 6
Coding region: 2-832 (276 amino acids)
Source: RefSeq, a predicted model, not a curated record